UGCUCCCUGCAUUGUGCUGUUACUGAGACCAGUGACACAUGUUAGUGGCCACAUAUAGCCAUUCACACAGGAUCUGAGCUUCAGUGUGCAGUGUGCAUCAGGUCAUGUCUUGUUUACAGCAAUCAAAGACACAAGGACAGAUCUGUGACGCAUGCUGAUAACUUUUCGCUGAUAGCAUAAAGUGUGUUAGCAAGGCAGCUGUUCAAGAGAACAUGCACACAAUCAAACCAGUUUGUUAGUAACAACUGAUUAUAAAUAUAUUCAUCUCAAAACAAUAUUUUAACCAAUGAGAAAUUUCUACAAAAUAUCCACCUUCGGCAGCCUUAUCACCCUGGCUGUGUCCAAAAUCAUACUCUGGUACAUGUUUGAGUAAACAAUUCCCUAGUAUCUGUUAAAAAAGUUAAACAGUCAGUUUAAAUAAGUUUCCUAGAAUAGGAAUGUGUGUAGUUUGACUGUUAUCUGGACGCACUACAUCCGCCAUACUGUGUUGCUUCUCUCUCAUUCUCAAAUCUUCUUCUAUUGGCCUCAUAGAAUCUUAAAAACACAUACUACUUUCUUCACAUACUGUUUUUCUAUAUAAUAGUGAAGUGUGCAAUGUCAGAUGUUCUCCAUCUUACCAUCUAACUAUAGUUCAACAUUUCUUAAAUGUAAAUUAUUACUGUUCUUUGAAUAUCCCAGCAGUCAUAGGGGGGUCUAAUCCAGCUCGACAUCAGCUCCUGUAUUGCCGUGUUGGGAUUGGCUUCCACCUUCAGAUUGUGAUGAACGGCAGUGUUUGGGGCGUUCACGAGCCUUCUGAGUACAGCUUGCUGAGAGUGUUUGCUGUCAGGCCAGGCAUAGUGGGUAUCUGUGGUGUGAAGAGCGAGCGAUAUUUGUGCAUGAAUCCGGAGGGAAUCGCACAGGGAAUGAAGAAGUUCUCAAACGAAUGCCUGUUUAAAGAGCACAUGGAGAAGAAUCAUUACAACACAUACUCCUCCGUCAGCACAGGAUUCUUCCUGGCUUUGUCGCAGCAAGGCCAGCUGAGGAAAGGGAAAAAAGUGGGCCGGCACCAGGCAUGCACUCACUUUUUGCCUCGCAAACCCUUAUCUCAUUAAACUUUUUAUUCUGAACAGUGACAAUGUGACGUGACAUACAGCCAAGUAUGAUGACCCAUAUUCAGAAUUCAUGCUCUGCAUUUAACCCAUACAAAGUACACACACACACACACACACACUGUGAACACACACCCAGAGCAGUGGGCAGCCAUUUAUGCUGCGGUGCCCGGGGAGCAGUUGAGGGUUGCUUGCUCAAGGGCACCUGUUGUGGUACAGCCGACCUGAGACUCAAACCAACAACCUUAGGGUUAAGAGUCAAACUUUCUAGCCACGAGGCCAUGACCUCCCCACAAACAGGACCAUCCCUAGGGUGAUGCAGCUGCUGCAGUCGCAGCGAGAGAUCAUCCCUGUGACCUUUACUCUUAUUUUUGCAAACUGAAAAUGCCACAGAAUUCUGAUGAAGGGUGAAAUACGUCUGUGAGUUGUGCACAGACGUAUGUAAUAUGCGUUUAUAAUGAAUCUGUAAAUAUGUACAUAUUUAUUUAUUUGUCUCUACUGUGUGUAUAGUUUAAUAAUGAAUGAGAUAUACAUUUA
Carassius auratus (goldfish) is the source of this 1625-nucleotide messenger RNA. RefSeq names its product fibroblast growth factor 9 (gene fgf9). The transcript is spliced from 3 exons. Bases 759 to 1091 code for a protein of 110 amino acids. Gene Ontology annotation, molecular function: growth factor activity. NCBI's taxonomy places the organism in Eukaryota, Metazoa, Chordata, Actinopteri, Cypriniformes, Cyprinidae. The record is from RefSeq and is a predicted model, not a curated record.